AUGGCUACCUCAGAAGCUACCUCAAAAGCUCACAAAGAGGGGCUGAAGAAAUUUAAGUACCAAAGCAAAGAAGUAUCUUUGCAGCAACAGAGGAUUCUUUCCAGGCUACAUCCCCAGAAGAGCAGGAAAGUAAAGGUACUAAAGAGAAGAAAUAUUGAUCUAUUCCCCAGGGAAGUGGUUUCUCAAGCAGUAGUCAAAGAGACCAGCUUCACUCUGGAAGACAUCAUCAAAGGGAUGAUUAGUUCAGAUAUGUCCCUGCAACUCCAGGCCACCAAGGCUGCCAGGGAAAUGUUAUCUCAAGAUACUAACCCUCCUCUAGAUUUGAUUAUUGAGGCAGGGCUCAUUCCCAAGCUGGUGGACUUCCUAAAGGUGACACCUCUCCCCACCCUGCAGUUCGAGGCAGCAUGGGUGCUCACCAACAUUGCCUCAGGAACGUCAGAGCAGACCCGAGCUGUUGUGAAAGGGGGUGCCAUUCAGCCCCUGGUUGAACUUCUCUGUUCCCCACAUCUGUCGGUGUCUGAGCAGGCAGUGUGGGCCCUUGGGAAUAUAGCUGGUGACUGUGCAGAAUUCAGAGACAAUGUCAUUUGCAACAACGCCAUCCCGCACCUGAUCAACCUUAUUUCAACAAACAUACCAAUCACAUUUCUUCGGAACAUCACAUUGACUUUGUCCAACUUAUGCCGCAACAAAAAUCCAUACCCUCACGAGGAUGCCGUGAGGCAGAUGCUACCUACCUUCAGUCAGCUCCUGAGGCAUCAUAAUAAUGACAUCAUUUCAGAUACCUGCUGGGCUCUGUCCUUCCUCACUGAGGGCGGCAAAGAGUACAUCCAUCUUGUGGUCACCACCGGCAUCCUGCCCAGGCUUGUAGAGUUAAUGACCAGCUCGGAACUCAAUGUCUUGACCCCUUGUCUCCACACUAUGGGCAACAUUGUAGCCGGGACAGAUGAACAGACCCAGAUGGCCAUUGAUGCUGGCAUGCUGAAGGCAUUGGGCGAGGUCCUGAAGCACCCAAAGUCCUCCAUUCAGAAGCUUGCUGCUUGGAUCACGUGCAAUGUGACCGCUGGGCCGGGACACCAGAUCCAACAGCUGAUUUCGUGUAAGCUGAUGCCUUUCUUGGCAGACCUACUGAGAAAUGCAGAAUUUAGUGUCCAGAAAGAGGUUGUGUGCGCUGUGGCUAACAUUACAACAAAGGCCACUCAGUACCAGUUGACUCAGCUUGUCCGCUCAGGAAUCUUGGAGCCAAUGUUGAAUCUGCUCACUGUCCCAGACAAGGAUGUUGUCAUUGUCAUUCUUGACAUCAUUUCUUAUCUCCUUCAGCACCUUGACGAUCUACAGAAGAAGAAAAGGCUGUGUUUUCGGAUAAAGAAAGUUGGUGGCUUUGAAAAAAUUGAGUCCUUACAGCACCACCAAAACACUUACAUUAGCCAAAAGGCCCUGGAGAUCAUUGAGAAACAUGUAGGCGAGGUGAGUAAGGCGGACUCCGUGUUCUGGGGCUGGCUCUUGGUGGCCGAGAACUAA
Messenger RNA from Arvicanthis niloticus (Nile rat), 1518 nucleotides. NCBI's taxonomy places the organism in Eukaryota, Metazoa, Chordata, Mammalia, Rodentia, Muridae. The record is from RefSeq and is a predicted model, not a curated record.